This is a messenger RNA of Erpetoichthys calabaricus (reedfish), 2061 nucleotides long. RefSeq names its product zinc finger protein interacting with ribonucleoprotein K-like. The record is from RefSeq and is a predicted model, not a curated record. The transcript has 5 exons. NCBI's taxonomy places the organism in Eukaryota, Metazoa, Chordata, Cladistia, Polypteriformes, Polypteridae. Gene Ontology annotation, biological process: regulation of transcription by RNA polymerase II. The coding region runs from base 360 to 1589 and encodes 409 amino acids. Gene Ontology annotation, molecular function: RNA polymerase II cis-regulatory region sequence-specific DNA binding; DNA-binding transcription factor activity, RNA polymerase II-specific.
GUUGAAGGCUUCACAUUGCACAUUGCAUGCGGAGCGGCGCGAACGUUGAACUAACGUGGGUCAGUUUGUCAGGCCCACUUGGAGAAUCAGAUCGUUGAAAGAGAAAAGACACCACUUAAUUCAAAAUGCUGCAGCAAGGAUAAUUACUCAACCUAGGAUGUACAGUUCGUUAAGUGUUUACAUUGGCUUCCAGACAAAGAAAAGAACUUGUCAUUUUCAGCAUCAGAUGUACAAUAUGGAGGAGACAUUUCUGGCUUUGUGGGAGCAUUUUGCAAUGAAAACGGGUAGUCUCAGAAGAGAACUGUAAUAAUAAAGGGGACAAUUCUGCAUUGCAUGGUGGUAUCCUUUUCAUAUAUGCCAUGGAGAAGCAAAGUUUGGAUGUAAAGGAAGAGGGUGGUGAAGAAGAGUCUGUACAACUUAAGAAAAAGAACCUAGACAUUAAGGAAGAGAAGUGUGAGUGGUGGACAAUAGGGGUCAAAGAAGAAUUAGAAUCAAAAUGUGGUAGCACCAAGACACAGAAAUCAGAAAACGUAAGCAAUAUUAAGGAAGAGGACCUUAAACCAGAGUCUGCCUCUCAGUAUGAGUGUCCAGAUGAAGCAGUACCUGGAUUAGGCUUUACCCCUUGUGGACCCCUCUCCCCACCACAGAAUCACUCUGUCCAUGUGAAGUCAGAGUCUUUAGAGUUGUUCUUGAAGAGGCCUCAGAAAGAAUCCUGUUCAAGUUACUCUGGGAAAGGCUCUGGGGAUUUGCAACCUAUCUCAACUGAAUCAGAUGGGAAACAGGGCCCAAACCUGAUGGAACUGCUUGCACUUGGCCAAUUUAGACUGAACAGUCUGCCUAACCUUCUUGACUCUGAUUUACCAGAGAGUGGCAGCUUUUCCCUGUCUUCAGUUCAUCAGACUUCUGCUAAUCUAAGCCUACAACAGACACCCCAUAAUGACAAUAUGAAGAAACCAGCAUCUGGAACAGAGCCUUUGAUAUCAGACAUUUUUCAAUGUGGGGCUCUACCUGUUGAAAAACAAACGAGGGUAGAUGCGAUCAACAGUCAAAAACAAAUUCAAAAUACGAACUCGGUGGCUUUGAGUGUCUGUCCAGCACAAGGGGCAGUUUUUACAUGCAUAACUAAAUACAAAGAUAUUUGGAGUCAGAUGACGCAGAAGCCGUAUUACUGUUCAGAAUGUGGCAAACAAUUCUUACAAAUGAGCCGCCUUCGGAGCCACGCAAGAAUUCAUACCGGAGAGAAGCCAUUUUUCUGUUCUGACUGUGGAAAACGGUUCUUGAGGAUAAGCAGUCUUCAGCGGCACAAAAUGAUUCACACUGGAGAAAAGCCAUUUUUCUGUUCUGACUGUGGCAAGCGAUUUACAACCAGUGGGUGUCUUAAGAUCCACACACGAAUUCACACUGGAGAAAAGCCCUAUUGCUGUUCUGACUGUGGCAAACAAUUUACAACCAGUGGGUGUCUUCAGACACACACAAGAAUUCACACUGGAGAGAAGCCAUAUUGCUGUUCUGAGUGUGGCAGACAAUUCUCACGAAAGAGUAGCCUCCGGCGCCACACAAGUAUUCACACUGGAGAGAACAACAGUUAAUAGGAAUCAGUGCUGGGCAGCAAACCUCAUUACUCCUAAAGUUACUGCAGAAAGGAAAAUAGACAAAAAUGCACUACACCUUGGAUGAAACAAAUUGAAGAAAAAGUAAAACUCUGACAUAGAGAGGUGUCUUUAAAUAAACUCUACAGUGCCCUCCACUAAUAUUAACACUCUGAGUAAAUAACAGCAAAAUGGGCUGUGGAAAAAAAUAUUCUUCUUUGUUCUACCUCUUGAUCUUUCAUUCAAAAUAUUAAUACAAAUCUAACCUUUAACUGAAGUGAAAUAAUUGAAAGGAAAAAGAAAUUCUCAUCACAAAACAUUUUUUUCCUCAAAAAUAUGUGCCAGAAUUAUUGGCACCCCUAGAAAAUCAUAUGGGUAAAUCUAACGGAAGUAUGCACCCAUUCAUAUUUUACAUUUUGAGUACUUCUGAGUAGUCUUUGAGAUACAGUGGGGAAAAAAAGUAUUUAGUCAG